This is a messenger RNA of Lentinula edodes (shiitake mushroom), 1710 nucleotides long. RefSeq lists its product as uncharacterized. The record is from RefSeq and is a predicted model, not a curated record. Lineage: Eukaryota; Fungi; Basidiomycota; Agaricomycetes; Agaricales; Omphalotaceae. The transcript is spliced from 14 exons. The coding region runs from base 1 to 1710 and encodes 569 amino acids.
AUGUCUUCUCUCGCGCCCGGCGUGGCCUUGAUUAUUGUAUUUUAUGAUCAUCUUCUUACCCUGCACGAAGAGUUUUCCACAAUAUGGAGAACCAAAAAGUCGGCGAACCAUCUACAAAAAGCUACCUUCCUACUCAAUCGAUACUUCGUUGAAGUAGUAGUGGGUUAUACUGUAUAUGUAUUCAAUGGUACCGCUAGUACACUGGAUGAUACCGCAUGCCACAACUACGUUUGGGUUUUCUCUCUUGUUGGAGUCGGUGUUACCUCUAUAACACAGCUCUAUAUGAUCCUUCGUGUAUAUAGCACUUGGGACAAACGAAGGAGUACAACUGUGAUUUUUGUGACCAUGUUUGUUAUCUUCAUCGCCGCAUUGACUCCCAAUGCAAUCCUUGCUCUGAUUGAUGUGCAGUCCGUCGUACACUAUAUUCCCAAAUUAUCUGCAUGCGCUGUUCUUGGAAUACCAAAGUAUUUCUCUGCCGUGAUGGGUGUAAUGCUUCUCUUUGACUUGUGUCUCAUCUCACUAGCAGUUUUCAAUGCACUUGAGUGGCCUUAUAAAACACAUGGUGAUGUUUUGGAUUCCCUACAUAAUGAUGGAGCCAAACUAUUUCUUGUGAUCACUGUGUUACGGCUCACUGCUUUUGUGAUGAGUCUUGUGGGAGAUCCUUCGGAUUGUUAUAGUGUUGUUUGUGUGGUCUGGACCUCAACAUCAGUAAUCAACUCUCGCGUUCAUAUGCGUGUUGAAGGCCUGAAGAAUCUGGGUAAUGCAUUUGGAGAAGAGUCCUUUUCCUUCUCAUUGGGUUACGCUCAGGAGUUUGAGGCAGGUGCCUCAAGUAAACAACUUUUGCUUAGUAUCUUUCACUACAGACGUUCUCUACUUGCAGUCGUGGUCCGCAUGUCCAGGUAUGGCGGUGACAGAGAGGCUCAUUCUUUAUCCCAGCCAAUUGUGACCUUCUAUGACCGUCCCGGGCUGUUCAUGCCCACAGUUGAACAGCGCUCUCUCAUUCAAGAGCUUCGCGCAGUGGCUGCAGCUUCGUUCAGUAUGGAUACGUCUCAGUUGCCGAACUAUCAAUGCCUCGCCAUUGACGACCCUUCUGCUUUGUCCGACAAGCUCAUCGCAGUUGGUCGUGCUCCAUCUACUGGAUACAUCAUCGGGUUUAUCUCCUCUAUCCUCGUAAAAAUUCCAGAUUUUUCGGAAGGGGAAGUGCUCCAUAUUGGACUUGCGUGCCUAAGCCCAAGUUCAAAGUUAGAAACUGUAUCCGGUCUAGCAAAGCAUCUGAUGGCCAGCAUUGUAUACGGCUACCUUCUCAAAAAUCCCUCGACUAACAAGGUCUGGGUUACGAAUCGUUCUUCUAAUCUUUCAACCCUCGGACGCUUCGCUCAAACUGUUGACGAGGUUUUCCCAUCCCCCUCUCAUCCAACUUCACCCCCUACCUCGUUACAUGUAACUAUUGCAAACGAGAUCAUUGGUUCGUCAAGUAGAUCUCUCAAUGUCACGCCGGGUGCAUUAGACCCUCGAACGUUCAUAGUUCGCAAAUCGCUCUUUCAUGCAGGCAAGGAUGAAGACCAGAGGAAUGAUAGAUACCAUUACAGCAAUCCCAAGAUGUGGGAAUUCUACAGAGGGUACUUGGAUGAAAAUGGGAGUAGAGAAGAUGAAAGCGUCAUUCUUCAAGUUGGUCACAUCAGUCCCCGUAUGCUUUCACUGCGGGGAUGA